AUGCGUGACGAUGAGCGGUAUCCCAUCGCCAUUGGCUCAGAUGGAUACCAAAACGGACCGGAAGUAUCACACGAAAGCCAAAUAGAUCCCGAAGGACGCGACAAAUACUUCCUCCCUCCUCCAGAGAUCAAGCCCGAGGACAAAGACAAAGACAAAGAUCUCCCAACGGCAUACUCAUCGGAUAAACAAGUUGUCGAGGGGGCAAAACCACGCAGAAUAUGCGGUUUCCGCCGCAAAACAUUCUUCAUCAUCCUCAUCGUCGCAAUUGUAGUCGUCAUUGCAGCAGUGGUAGGCGGCGUAGUCGGCGGACUUAAAUCCAAAUCGUCAGACUCACCACCACCACCUUCAUCAGACUCUCCUGAACCGCCUCUAUCCGGUCCCAUUGAGCCGUCGCAGCGCUCCAUAUCCGUGUCUGCAUCCGCAGCCCCCAAGAGCCAGGAACUCCAGCUCUUCUACCAGGAUCUUGCGACAAGAACCGUCCUGUACAGGCGCAUACAAAAUGAUAAAUCCAAGGACGAGCAGAAGCUGAAUCUGAGCAUCACGCCGAAUUGGGGCACGGCUUUGGCGGCUGCUGCUGUGAAUGGCUCGCUGCCGAUAUCGACGCAGUUGUUCUACCUUACUACCGAUGAUAGUAAUGUGACCAACAUUGCGCAGGUGUCGCUGGAUUGUAUUCCCAAUUUACCGGCAUGCGAUGUCAAGUCCAAUUCUAUCAUAACGAGAAACAUCUCGCAGACAAUUUAUGCGAAAUCGAAGCUCGCGGCGUUGAGGCUCGACAACACUACUGUGAGGGUGUACUACCAGGUUCCAAAUGGGGAUAUCUACGUCCUAAAUGGAGAUAAGGCAGAUUCAUCGGGUUGGACAACGAGUCGGAUCCGUGUGGGAGGUUACUUGGGCAGCAGUAUCGUUGCAUAUGCGCCUACAAAGACGAACAUUAAUAUCUUUUGGAUCACCAAGGAUGGCCAACUCCGGUUUAUGACGUACUCUGACAUCCUUGGUCCGCAAGCAGACGUAUUAGUAGAUGGCAGUCCGGGGUCAGAAUGGGGUCCUCAAGUCUCCAUGACAGGCGUCUUCACAUCCCGUCUUGACGUGCGGCGCGCAUUCUUCGCCAAGCCCGACAAUGGAACGCUGGUUUCGUAUUUCCAGCGCCAGGGACAGUUCAAGCCCAACCAUGACGCGAAUUGGACGAGUUCCGUGACUGGUGGCCUGACGGCGACCAUGUGGGGAGAGCAGACGAGGUUGUAUUACUUCAGUGGGAGGGAUUUGGUGGUUACGCCGCAGAGUGGGUUGACGUGGCAGAAGGUGAGGGACCUUUGA
Molecule: messenger RNA, 1314 nt
Organism: Pochonia chlamydosporia 170
Lineage: Eukaryota; Fungi; Ascomycota; Sordariomycetes; Hypocreales; Clavicipitaceae
Exons: 3
Coding region: 1-1314 (437 amino acids)
Source: RefSeq, a predicted model, not a curated record